Dromiciops gliroides (monito del monte) is the source of this 2154-nucleotide messenger RNA. It is a transcript of the gene DHRS13, whose product is annotated as dehydrogenase/reductase 13. The record is from RefSeq and is a predicted model, not a curated record. The transcript has 5 exons. Lineage: Eukaryota; Metazoa; Chordata; Mammalia; Microbiotheria; Microbiotheriidae. Bases 241 to 1236 code for a protein of 331 amino acids.
CAAACUAGCAGAGACUCCCAUCUUCCACGGCUGCCCUGCCUAAGCAGAUCUAGGUGCCCCUGCUCCGCCCCUACUGGAUUCGCUGCCCCGGCUGCGUGGGGCAGAGCUGGUGCGACACGGAGUAAAUUUGAGCCCUGAGGAUUGCCAUAGUUGGGGGAGGAGCUAGGGAGCAAGAAUUGAAAUCCAUCAGGCUGAAAUCUACCGUCGUUCCCGGCUGCCGGUAACCUGGCGGACGUGACCAUGGAUGGGCUCCUGCUAGGAGCUGGGAUGCUCCUGGGCUCCUACAUCCUCAUCUACUAUAACUUUAUCAAAGCCGUGCCCUGUAUGAGCCCCAUCAACCUAAAGGGAAAGACGGCCGUAGUCACAGGUGGCAACACCGGCAUCGGGAAGAUGAUGGCCCUGGAGCUGGCCCAACGUGGGGCCCGGGUGGUGUUGGCUUGCCGAAGCAAGGAAAAGGGGGAGGCUGCUGUCUAUGACAUCCGAAAGGAGAGUGGGAACAAUGAGGUUAUCUUCAUGACACUGGAUCUGUCCAGCCUGGCUUCUGUACGUUCCUUUGCCACUGCCUUCCUGAGCUCGGAGCCAAGACUGGACCUCCUCGUCCACAAUGCAGGGAUCAGUUCCUGUGGCAAAACUAAGGAAACCUUUAAUCUGAUCCUGCGGGUAAACCAUGUGGGUCCCUUCCUUUUGACCCAUCUGCUGCUUCCCCGGCUGAAAGCUAAUGCCCCAAGCCGGGUGGUGGUGAUGGCAUCAGCAGCCCACCGAGGUGGGCACCUGGACUUCUCCCGCCUGGAUCGUCCACUCAGUGGCUGGCAGCAAGAGUUACGGGCAUAUGCAGACAGUAAGCUGGCCAACGUGCUGUUUAUUCGAGAGCUUGCUACCCAGCUUGAGGGUACCGGAGUCACCUGCUAUGCUGCCCACCCAGGUCCAGUGAACUCGGAAUUGUUUCUCCGCCAUGUGCCAGGCUGGUUGCAUUUGUUGUUAUCCCCCCUGACCUGGCUGGUACUGAGAACUCCAAGGGGUGGAGCACAGACACCCCUACAUUGUGCCUUACAGGAAGGCAUCGAGCCACUCAGUGGUCGAUACUUUGCCAACUGCCACGUGGAAGAGGUUCCCCCCUUGGCCCGAGAUGACCGGGCUGCUCGGCGGCUGUGGGAAGCCAGUGAAAAACUGGCCGGACUGACUAAGGAGGGAUCCCUGGAUGCCAGCCCACAGCCCGGAACCCCGAGUAGUCCCUAGGCCCAAGGCACCACAGGCCCAGCACUCUCUAGGCUCCGAAACCUCUAGAUUCCAUGGCCCCCUGAGGGGCCAAGGGCAUGUGUAGCUGUGGAUGAGGGGGCUGAGAGUCGGAACCAUUCAGCUACAUUAAGGGGCUCCUAGGCUUGGAGCAGCUGCAUUAAUGCAAGGCUGUUAAACCGGAUGUAAAGUGAGGCACCUCUCUGGGCCUUGUUUUUCUCAUCCGGAGCUGGAGGCAGGUUAGAUGAAGACACCCCAGAGGUCCCCUCCAAUCCAAAACUGGAUCCUCUACCAGCACACCGAAAAGCCCCUCGGAACAAUUCUGGGACCCUGCUUCCUCCACUGAGCACACACAUCCGUGUGCACACACACACUUGAUCCUCUACACAUACAUAUUCACACACAUGUGCACGCAUACAUACGGAUCCUCUACACAGGCUCGUGUGUGCCUACAUGCAUGUUCACAUGUACAUAUGUGUAUGCUUGUGCGUGUUCGCAUAUGUGCACACACAUACUUGAUCUUCUACACGUGCAUGCACAUACACUCGUGCACAAUCACGUGAUGGGAAGGCUAGAGAUGAUUCCCACUGCCCUGUGCUAGGCCCCUACCCCCAUCCAUCUGUCUCCAGUAGACCCUCAGAGCUUUUUCAGAGCUGAGACUCUACCUUUCCUUAUUAUUAACCCCCUGGGGAUAGAAAUAAGGAAAGGUGAUCAUUGGCCCCCAAAGACCCCGGGGAUGGAGCUGAUGAGAUUUUUAUCUCUUCCCUCGUUGGAGGAGGAGAGGGAUGACUUUUUUCCCCUGGGAGGAGAGAGCGAGAAAGUGGCAUCCUAGGUGGUGGUGCCAAUUAGCCCCAGGGUGACCUCAUGCAGAAGAGGAGGGGCGGGGAAAAGAAGGGUUUCUGAUUUUGCGGAACCAAUAAA